UUUUGCAUACUAUAUUCGAUAUUCCUCUUCUUCCAGGCUUCACUGGUACUCAAUGCGAGAUUGACAUAGAUGAGUGCGCGCUCAGGCCGUGCAUGAACGGCGGCACUUGCAGCGAUCUCAUAAACGCCUUCAAAUGCACCUGCGCCGAGGGUUUCACCGGCACCCACUGCCAGAUCAACAUCGACGACUGCAUCUCGUCACCGUGUAAGAACGGCGGCACUUGCCAGGACGGUAUCGCGAAGUACACGUGCGAGUGCCCGGCCGGCUUCACCGGCGACUCCUGCGAGACCAACAUCAACGACUGCGCCUCGAAUCCGUGUCGCAGCGGUAUCUGCAUCGACGGCGAGAACAGCUUUACCUGCAACUGCUCCCCCGGCUUCACCGGCAAGCUAUGCCAGACGCAGAUCGACGAGUGCGAGAGUAAUCCGUGUCAGUUCGGCGGUAGAUGCGAGGAUCGUAUCAACGGUUACCUGUGCAUCUGCCGACCGGGCACAUCCGGUGAGAACUGCGAGGUCAACGUUAACGAGUGCUACAGCAACCCCUGCCGAAAUGGAGCCAGAUGUAUCGACGGUAUUAACAGGUACUCCUGCGAAUGUGAGCCCGGCUUCACCGGUCAGCAUUGCGAGACCGACAUAAACGAGUGCGCGAGCAACCCGUGUGCGAACGGCGGCCGUUGCAUCGACGUGAUAAACGGCUUUAGAUGUGAGUGCCCGCGUGGCUACUACGACGCCAGGUGUCUGAGCGAUGUCGACGAGUGCGCGAGCUCACCCUGUUUGAACGGCGGCACUUGCGAAGACGGGGUGAACCAGUUUAUCUGCCACUGCCUGCCCGGUUACGGCGGCAAGAGGUGCGAAUCGAAUAUUGACGAGUGCGGCUCGAACCCUUGCCAGCACGGUGGCACGUGUAACGACCGUCUGAAUGGCUACAGCUGCAAUUGUCUACCGGGCUAUACCGGCACUAACUGCGAGACCAACAUCGACGACUGCGCCAACAACCCCUGCCAGAACGGCGGAUCCUGCAUCGAUCUCGUUAACGACUACAAAUGCGUCUGCGAGCUGCCUCAUACCGGCAGAAACUGCGAAGAUAAACUGGAUCCCUGUUCGCCGAACAAAUGUCUUCAUGGAGCAAAAUGCUCGCCAUCAUCAAAUUUCCUCGAUUUCGCAUGCACAUGUACGGUCGGUUACACGGGCAGACUGUGCGACGAAGAUGUGGACGAGUGCGUGAUGACGUCGCCGUGCAGAAACGGUGCCACUUGCCGGAACACCAAUGGCUCUUACCACUGCGUAUGUGCGAAGGGCUACGAGGGCCGUGAUUGCAUCAUCAAUACCGAUGACUGUGCAUCAUUUCCCUGUCAGAAUGGUGGCACCUGUCUGGAUGGCAUCGGUGAUUAUACUUGCCUUUGCGUGGACGGUUUCAGUGGCAAACAUUGCGAGAUCGACAUCGACGAAUGCCUGUCGCAGCCGUGCCAGAAUGGUGCCAUUUGCAAGGAAUAUGUCAACUCCUACACAUGCCAAUGUCAACUCGGUUUCUCUGGUAUUAAUUGUCAAACCAACGACGAAGAUUGCACCGAUAGUAGUUGCAUGAAUGGCGGUACAUGUAUCGACGGUAUCAACAAUUACACAUGCGUCUGUAAGACUGGCUACACAGGCUCGAAUUGCCAAUAUCGUAUCAAUGAGUGCGAUAGCUCGCCUUGUCAAAACGGCGCUACUUGUCAUGAUCACGUGCAGUACUACACAUGCCAUUGCCCAUAUGGCUACACAGGUAAACAAUGCGACAAGUAUGUAGACUGGUGCGCCGAUAAUCCAUGCGAGAACCAGGCGACGUGCGUGCAGCACAUGAAUAAGUAUCAUUGCAACUGUUCACCCGGAUGGACCGGCAAGGUGUGCGAUGUGGAAAUGGUUUCGUGCAAAGAUGCUGCCAUACGGAAGGGCGUGCCAGAAAAGAAUCUUUGCAAUAAUGGCACCUGCGAAAACAUAGGCAAUAGUCAUCGUUGUCAUUGCCUCGAUGGUUACACUGGCUCUUAUUGUCAGGAAGAGAUCAACGAGUGCGACUCGGCGCCAUGUCAAAACGGUGCAACUUGCAAAGAUCUCGUUGGCUCAUAUCAGUGCCUGUGCACUAAAGGCUUCCAAGGUCAAAAUUGUGAGCUUAAUAUUGAUGAUUGCCGACCGAAUCCUUGUCAGAAUGGUGGAACCUGUCAUGAUUUGAUCAAUAAUUUUACGUGCUCCUGUCCACCUGGCACUCUUGGUUUUAUAUGCGAAAUCAACAUCGACGACUGCAUGAUGAUUUCUUGCCACAAUAAUGGCACUUGUACCGACAAAGUGGGCGGCUUCGAGUGCAAAUGUCCACCAGGUUUCGUCGGACCAAGAUGCGAGGGUGAUAUUAAUGAAUGUCUAUCGAAUCCGUGUAAUCGGCAAGGUACUUUGGAUUGUGUACAAUUGGUCAAUAAUUUCUACUGCAACUGUAAACAUGGCUAUAGUGGCCCGCUCUGCCAACACAAAGUGGAUUUUUGCGAUAGCUCUCCGUGUCAAAAUGGCGGCGCAUGCAAAGCAGGCGGACGUAAUAAGCACGAUAAAUACUCUUGCGCUUGUCCUGCCAAUUAUCAUGGUCCUAAUUGUGAGUUUGCCGGCUCCUACUGCGAAUCUCAACCAUGUCGCAACGGCGGGACGUGUCACAUCGUCGGAGAUAGCUAUGAGUGUUUCUGCUUACCUGGUACGACGGGUAUGAAUUGCGAAUUCGAUAUCUGGAAUGAAUGCGAAAGACGUCCAUGUCGCAAAAAUGCUCCUUGUAUAAACAAAAUCAACGACUAUGCCUGUGAUUGUCCUCCCACAUGGUCCGGCAAAAAUUGCGAAAUAUUUGACUUAAAUUAUCCUGGUGGCGUAUUCAAUUUAAAUAUGUCCAAAAACACAAAUAUCAAUGAUCUUAAUUCGGAGCGCGAGCGCCAGAAGUGCAUUGAAAACCAAUGCAGAGAAAAGGCCGGUAAUUAUCGCUGCGACGAAGAAUGUAACAGCCAUGCAUGUAACUUUGACGGUAAUGAUUGUUCUUUGGGCAUCAAUCCGUGGCGCAACUGUACCGCGCCUAUGAGAUGCUGGGAAGUAUUCAUGAAUGGCGUGUGCGAUGAAGUCUGCAACAACCCACAAUGCCUCUUUGAUGGCAGAGAUUGUGAGCGAAAACUCCCUCCUUGCAAAUCCGUAGUCGUAAGGAUGGACAUGCAGACCUUCCGUUCGAAUAUCAUAAGCUUUUUACGUGAUAUUGGCCAUCAUUUGAGAACGACGAUUCGUAUUAAACAGGAUGAACUCGGCAACGAUAUGAUAUAUCCUUGGAAACAGGAAAGAGAGCUUAGCAUUCAUACUAAUAUGUUUGGUCGACCAAUGAUCCAUUCUAAUAAUAAGAACGGCGUGAUUGCUUACCUAGAAAUUGACAAUCGCAAAUGCACAUUGUCACAGAGCGCGGUAUGCUUUCCAUCAGCGAACGAGGCGGCCGAGUAUUUGGCUGCCACUGCAUCAAAACAUUCCUUAUCGCAGAGCUUUCCCAUCGAACAAGUGCGAAGUGUCCUGGGUCCCCAGGGUCCAGACUAUCCGGAUACUCCGACAAAUUAUAAAUACGUUUUUAUCGGUGUAGUCAUUGUGGUGCUCGGCGGACUGUUAGUGGGCGUCCUGGUGACUGCGCAACGAAAGCGUGCCGUUGGAGUCACAUGGUUCCCCGAAGGUUUUUUAAGAACCAGCAGCGGCAGUGGUCAACGACGCCGAUCGCGUCGGCGCGGUCCGGAUGGCCAAGAGAUGCGUAAUCUGAACAAACAGCCAUCGGUAAACUGUAUGAGUAUGGAUGUUGUGAAUGCUCGAGUGCAAUCCCAAUGGUCCGACGAUGAAUCUGAUUUGCCGCCGUCGAAGCGGAUGCGUGCCAUCGAGCCAGGUUACGCGAGCGAUCAUACCGUCAUCACUGAUUAUGAAGAGACCGAGCCACGUAUGUGGACGCAACAACAUCUGGAUGCGGCCGAGAUACGACGACCGGACGCAGGCGGUGUACUAACGCCACCGAGUCUCGAGCAUGGUCAGGAUGUGGAUGCGCGUGGUCCAUGCGGCAUGACGCCAUUAAUGGUAGCGGCGGUGCGCGGCGGUGGACUCGAUACCGGUGAAGAGGAAGAUGAGAGCGACGGUACAGCAGCGGUGAUCGCUGAUUUAGUUGCCCAAGGUGCCGAUUUGAACGCUACUACAGACAAAAGCGGCGAGACAUCGCUACAUCUGGCGGCACGUUACGCCCGAGCUGAUGCGGCCAAGAGAUUAUUGGACGCUGGCGCAGAUGCUAAUUCACAGGAUAACACUGGUCGUACACCGUUGCACUCUGCCGUUGCGGCAGACGCUAUGGGAGUUUUCCAAAUCCUAUUGCGUAAUCGGGCAACGAAUUUGAACGCACGUAUGCACGAUGGUACUACGCCGUUAAUAUUGGCGGCACGUCUAGCCACUGAGGGAAUGGUAGAAGACCUCAUUAAUGCCGAUGCCGAUAUUAAUGCUGCCGAUAACAGCGGCAAGACGGCAUUGCACUGGGCUGCAGCAGUAAACAACGUCGACGCAGUGAACAUACUGUUGGUGCAUGGCGCGAACAGAGACGCUCAAGAUGACAAAGACGAAACUCCAUUAUUCUUAGCAGCCCGCGAGGGUAGUUUUGAAGCAUGCAAAGCGCUGCUGGAUACGUUCGCCAACAGAGAGAUUACCGAUCACAUGGACCGGUUACCUCGCGAUGUCGCUAGCGAAAGGUUGCAUCACGACAUUGUCAGACUACUCGACGAGCAUGUACCAAGGUCACCACAGAUGGUUACGGUCAUUCCAAACGGUCCUCUCAUGGGAUCUUCGAAUCAUCCUCAAUUAAUCACACAUCCUACGGUAAUCGGUUCAGCGCCGAAACAGACCAAAUCAAAGAAACGGCCAAAAGCAGGCGGCACGGGAAACCCAAACAGCCCAGAGUCGGAGGGCGGCGGCGCAGUAGUGAUGGUAAGGCGAAAACCGUCGGUGAAGAAACCGCCGGCUAAACCGCGCGGCGCUCAACCCCCAAACCAAGAGAUUCCGCAGGGAGCAGAAGGAGCCGAAGGCAACUUACCGACAAGCCCGUACGAUAGCGCGAGUCUUUAUAGCAAUGCGUUACCCCUAGUGGCUCAUACGGCGACGGCGAAACAACCGCCACCAUACGAGGAUUGUAUCAAAAGCCAAUCGAUGCAAGGCCUGCAACAACUUGGUCUAGAUACCUUCGCGAGCAACUAUGGGCUGCCAUUUCACGACCAACUUCUAGCACCGCAUCAGCGACAGCAACAGGGUAUGGUGAACACAUUAUCGCCGCCGUACAGCAAUCAGUCACCACCACAUUCAGUGCAGUCUAACAUGACUCUUUCUCCACAAGCGAGCUACAUGGGCUCGCCAUCGCCAGCGAAGAGCAGGCCGUCAUUGCCCACUUCGCCAACGCAUAUCGCCGCCAUGCGGCAGGCGACGCAUCAAAAACAUGGCAGUAUGCCACCAGUAGGUUUUGAUUUCGAGAAUUUACCAUAUUCCUCGAGCCAACAGCAGCAGCAGCAGCAACAACAACAACAACAACAGCAGCAGCAACAACAACAAAUGCAGCAAACGCAACAGCAAAUCCAACAGCAGCAACAGCAGCAGCAGCAGCAACAACAACCACAGCAGCCGCAACAACAACAGCAAAAUACACAACAGCAACAACAGCAGCAGCAACAACAGCAAACGCAACAAUAUUACCAGUACUUGACGCCGCCGUCUCAUCAUUCCGGACCUGAUGUUACGCCGCAACAUCUCAUGCAAGCGCCCGAGAGCUUUCCAACGCCAUCGCCAGAUAGUCCGGGUCACUGGUCCUCAAGUUCGCCCCGUUCAAACAGCGAUUGGUCCGACUGCAUGGCUUCGCCCCCGAAUGCCUAUGGCGCCAGCGGCGGCGCUCACCAAAGCAACAAGGGUUCCGAAGCGAUCUACAUAUAAGACCGACAAUAACAGUGCUCUUUUUUUUACACAAAUAAGUCGUGAAAAAAAGAAAAAGUAGAAGAUAUAUGAACUGUGAUUAGCUCGAAUUCGAGCAUCUAGGCAUCGGAAA
This is a messenger RNA of Pogonomyrmex barbatus (red harvester ant), 6087 nucleotides long. It is a transcript of the gene N, whose product is annotated as neurogenic locus Notch protein. The record is from RefSeq and is a predicted model, not a curated record. NCBI's taxonomy places the organism in Eukaryota, Metazoa, Arthropoda, Insecta, Hymenoptera, Formicidae. Gene Ontology annotation, molecular function: calcium ion binding; protein binding. Gene Ontology annotation, cellular component: cell surface; plasma membrane; signaling receptor complex. Gene Ontology annotation, biological process: axon guidance; Notch signaling pathway; multicellular organism development.